Camelus dromedarius (Arabian camel) is the source of this 1205-nucleotide messenger RNA. It is a transcript of the gene KCNE2, whose product is annotated as potassium voltage-gated channel subfamily E regulatory subunit 2. Gene Ontology annotation, molecular function: delayed rectifier potassium channel activity; potassium channel regulator activity; transmembrane transporter binding. Gene Ontology annotation, biological process: negative regulation of delayed rectifier potassium channel activity; regulation of heart rate by cardiac conduction; membrane repolarization during action potential. Bases 180 to 551 code for a protein of 123 amino acids. Lineage: Eukaryota; Metazoa; Chordata; Mammalia; Artiodactyla; Camelidae. The record is from RefSeq and is a predicted model, not a curated record. Gene Ontology annotation, cellular component: membrane. The transcript has 2 exons.
CUAGGAUUGCAGACGGGGGUGAGCCGGGGCACAGCUGGCUGCAGGCUGAAGCUGCCCAGCAGCCUGAGGGUUCUGCACCAUCCCGGGGGCCCGCCAGCACCAGGGAGACCCUGCGGGGCUGCCCGGCUUCACAGGGAGGAGUUCUGCUCACGCACCGCCCAGUGCAGCAGGAGGGAAAUAUGCCUACUCUUUCCAAUCUGACACAGACACUGGAAGAUGCCUUCAAGAGGGUUUUUAUUACUUACAUGGACAAUUGGCGCAGAAACACGACAGUUGAACAAGAGGCUCUGCAGGCCAAAGUUGAUGCCGAGAACUUCUAUUACGUCAUCUUGUACCUCAUGGUGAUGAUUGGGAUGUUCUCUUUCAUCAUCGUAGCCAUCCUGGUGAGCACGGUGAAAUCCAAGAGACGAGAACACUCCAACGACCCCUACCACCAGUAUAUUGUGGAGGACUGGCAGGAGAAGUACAAGAGUCAGAUCUUGAAUCUGGAAGAAUCCAAGGCCAACAUCCCUGAGAGCACUGGUGCAGCGGGACUCAUAAUGUCUCCUUGAUAAGCGCGAGAGACACAGAGCCAUCGUCUGACAUGCGAAUAUGAAGAGAGGCCAGUGCCAUGGAGCAAAUCCAAGUUGUCAUGCUGAGAUGACACUCAAUUCCUCGCUCUCUGUUGAGAAUUUUCAUGGCGAUCACACGGUUGGUCAACUGAGACAGAUGGCAUUUCGAUCUCAGUGAUUUAUGCUUGUUUAUUGGAGCAAUACUUUAUGCUGAAGAUUUCUUUUACUUUCUGUGCAAUGCAAAUGCCAUUUUAAUCAAUGUCAAUAGUGGAAAUAAGGCCAAAUUUGAAGUAAAGUGCCUGGGCAGUGGCAGUGGGGACAGAAAGGAGAGAUUAACAAAUCAUGGCAUCUUCUUUCUCAUGAAAUAUUAUUUUGUAUGUGACUAAUUCAAUUUAUAAAUAAUCCAGGUGUUUUACCCAGACGCUGAGGUCCCAAAAUCUAUCACCUUCUCACUGGACUGACAGAGAAGCAUUUAUUUAUUAAUUCAUGAAUGCAGAGUUUGAAAUGAUGAAUGAACAGAACCACUGAGCUUAUUUGGAAGUCCGUGGACAGAACAAACAUUUCACAGGGGCAGAGUCCACAUCAGAGGAGUAGAAUCUUUAAAAACUACCUGGUGCAACAGAAACAUGUUAAUUAACAUUUAAAAUUUUUACA